AUGCAUGACGUUAAAAGCAGAUAUUACAAUAAUAAAUUUCCCAUCAAAACUAUUAAAUUAUUAAAAAAAAUAAUUGAAAAUAAUCAAAUGGAUCUAUCUUUUAUUAGUGAAGACUUAAGAGAUGAGAUUCAAAAAAUAGAAGAAGAUAUACUAUUUAUCUUAGACUAAGUACACAACAAUCGCUAAUAUAUCAAUAAGCAUUUCUAGAAUUGCAUGGUUAAUUAUUUCUUAAGAAAUUUAAAUUUCCCUCUUCUCAGCGAUAUAGAGCCUAGUUAUACCUGUUCAAAAACUAUGAAUAACGCAAUUUUAUAAAAAUACAUCAACUCUGAAGGUGCUAUCUAUCUUAAACUUAUGAAUGGUUAUUUACAGGAGAUAUAGAUUCUAGGAAAGCUGUAACUGUAUCGCUAAACGCUGGUAGAGAUGAUAAUGAUAACUGUUAGCUCAUCUAAAUACCGAUCCACUGAGAAAGGUGUUUUACCAGAAAGUGAUUUAAAAAAUAACAAAGAGUAUCAAUCAGAAAUAUGGAAAAAAGCUUUUAGCUUAUUUUUACUAUUUCACAGUUAUAACCAAAACAUAAAAGGGAUAUUUGAAAUAUGGAACUCGCUGUUUCCACAUAACCAAAUAACAAGAAAAAGAAAACAAAAUAUUAACCAUGUAAUUGUGGUACCUACGAGAAGCUAAUCGUAGACUGACAAAUAUAUAAAUGCUUCCUCUGAUUAACAAAAGUAAGAACAAUAAGAAGAAGAUGAAGAAGAAGAAGUGCAGUAAAGUUCUGAUACCAUAAGUCCUAAUUUAUCGAGUUUUGAAUCAGAAAAUACAUUCUUUUUAAAUCUAACUCAGUGUUGCACUAAUCUACAUUUUAAAAAUAACACUGGAGAUAUUUCCUUCCUGAGAAGCUCAGAAAAUUAAGAAAUCUAUGAUAUGUAUGAUCACCAACUAAAUAUGAGCCUUAAAAAGGAUUAUUUGGUAAAAUCAAAUGCUACUGGGUAUGCUGAAAUAAAUCCUACUUUUCCUCUUCUCCAUUAAAGAAAUGAGGAUGCUUCGGAUGAAAGCUAAAACUCAAGUAUAUUUAUGAUUCAAAGAAUCUCUUCAAAAUUAAAAAAUGAGAAAAGACACACACCUCCGUAAAACUCAUGCAGCUUAGGAAGGAAAAUAAUCAAGCUGGAUGAUAAAGACACAUAAGAUGGUUUUUUUGAUCCCUUCUAAUAAAUACCUAAGCUUCCUUUUUCUGAAGAAAGUAUUUUAGAUAUUUAAGAUAGUAUUGGUGGAGUUUCAUCUUCUUUAGACCCUAUUAAUUAGAUAUAUCAAGAUCAGAAAAAUAGCUUUUAAUCUUGA
This is a messenger RNA of Tetrahymena thermophila SB210, 1335 nucleotides long. RefSeq lists its product as hypothetical. Lineage: Eukaryota; Ciliophora; Oligohymenophorea; Hymenostomatida; Tetrahymenidae. The record is from RefSeq and is a predicted model, not a curated record. The transcript has 3 exons.